AUGGACGUCGAUCGUCUGAUGCGGGACCUGACGGUCGAUCAGCUGGAGAACAUCCAGCAGAAUCUAGAGUACGUGCCGUAAAAUCUAUCUUUCUAAGUUGAGGGGAGGGAUUCGUUUUAGUGAUUGAGAAAAUCGAACUCGCUUUUCAGAAAAGAAAUGGAAGGAAAGAGGGAAAACCUUCGUGAAAUGGUCGGAAGACGUUAUCGGGACGUGCUCGAAGCUUCUUCUGAAGUCCGUCACGUGUGCUCGCUGGCGGAAAAGCUGGCUGCGGACAUCGCCAACACGAGAGUCAGCUACCAGUCGAACCAUACCAGGUAAGCGAAUGUGAGAGAAUCACAAAAGCAUUGAUUGGAUUCAGAAUCGGAGACAGAGACGAACAAAAGGCCGGAGAGCAUUUGAUCGCCGUCAAUUACUUAAUAUCGAGCAUCGGCGGCGAAGGCGGAGAGCCUUUGGACGACGUCGUCGCUCUGUGCAUGGUCGAACACCUCCAGAAGCAACUAAUUAGUAAUCAUUCGUCUCCCAUGGUCACUUUGAAAAUAGUAUUGACAACAGGCAAAAGUAAUUUUUAGAUUCACAAGAUCGCAAGAGCUCUCACCAAUAGAAUCGUGGCAACACGCUCGGAACUUGAGCACCAGAACUCUGUGUCGCUUUCUGAUAUUUCUAGAUUCGACUGGGCUACCAAUCAGCUGGCGGCCAUCGCUUUGCUCCAAGGGAAAGACAUUGGUCAAUUGCUGGACUUGUAUCUAGAUAAAAGAUUCGAACACAUCAACCAACUCAUUGAAGAUUCGGCCACCAUUUUGAGCAUUGUCGACGAAAUCAAGAAGACAUUGGCGGUUGUUGAAGAGCUUUUUAUGCACGGAGAACUCAUUCACGCCAUUCAUUCGGUCUGCAACGGACAGUACAGAUGUGGUGAGGAAGAUGAAAUGAAAAAUGUGUCUGAACGAUCUGAAGUUGCCUACAGAGUUGAUUCGCGAGAUGUGUGCUGAUCAGGCGUUUUCGUUUGAGAAGACAAUCAACGAUGACGUGGACAGAGUUUGGAGAUAUUUGAGAGAGAAAUUGAGCGGAAGAGGCGCGGGAACACUGCCUACGCAAGUCGUCACUGAGAAAUGCGCCGCCUGGAUUGAGAAGUAACCGUUCACGUGUUGUUGUUUAUUAACACGCUUUUUCUCAGGACGUGUGCUGUAACCCACAAACUUGUCGCCGAAGUCUGUGAAUACUUUGACAACUUGGAUCAGGUCAUAGAUCUCCUGCAAGCGAUCACUGCUUCUUUGAAACAGGAUUGGCCAAGGAUCGGAUCGAGUCGUUCGGUAUACGACAAGCUGCUCCAGACAGCUGUAGUGGACAAGGCAAAGGUAUCUUCGCCCCGUUCUAUUAUAACUUCGUUCAACAUAAUCUGCUUCCAGGUUUUACUUGUUCAAAUGAUAGAAUCCAUCGAGUUAUCCGCCAAAAAACGCUUCGAAUCGACCAGCGACGGCCCUCCGAGUGCGAUUUUCGAGGAACGCUCUUACCGUCCCGACUCGCAGUCCCAUAUCGGAAUAUCGACUCAACUUUACAAGUGAGUAAAUAACCCUCUUCAUUCCGUCGCUCACCCUCUCUUUAACCUUCUACGGGUUGAAUGACCUUCUCCGUAAUCGGGACCACCCGAUACAUUCGUCCACGAGACAACAAGAUGUUUUAAGGUGCGUCAAGACAUUGUGGGAGUCGCUGGAGCAAGUAAACGAGAAGUGUGCGCAGUUUGAAACGAUCUGUGCGCCGAUGGCUGAUAUGGCCACUUCCAGUGCUCUCAAAGAGACAAUGGCGAAGAAUGUUCUCCAAUUGCUGCUCAGACUGUGUGAAUUGCAUUCGGAGAACGACGGAGGAUCUUCCCGGUUCCUGGCGAGAGCUCGUUUGGCUCUCGCUCUUAUUCACUCAGAAUCGUCGCUCGUUUGUACCCUUCUGGACAAGGAUUCACAGAGAAUCACCUCUCUGAAUCAACGACUUCAUUCAAUUAUAGAGCAAAACCUCGGGUGGGUUCUAGUUCAUUUUCUACCAUUUAUUAUAAUCACACAGCGGUCUAUUCAGCUAUUCGAAUCACAAUUUAACACAGAAAAUAA
Caenorhabditis sp. 36 PRJEB53466 is the source of this 2093-nucleotide messenger RNA. NCBI's taxonomy places the organism in Eukaryota, Metazoa, Nematoda, Chromadorea, Rhabditida, Rhabditidae. The record is from the annotation of a GenBank genome assembly.